AAAAUUUUGGUCAGACGACACCAUUCCUGCACCAAAGGGGUGAGAAAGACACACAACAUCAUUUCUCCUUCGAUUUGGAGUUUUGGAGUUUAAUAGCUACCCCCAAAACCCAGAAAAAGCAGCAAAAAGAGAGAAGCAAUGAGGGCGAUCAUAUCACGCUUGCUUCAUACAGAAUCAUCUCUCCCAAGGCUCUAUACAGUGGCUUUUUCCAGAAAUGGGAGGCUAUUAUCAACAGACUCCAACAAGGUAGAUGAGCCCUUAAAAGUUCAGGAAGCAGAAACAGUAGAUGUGCCGCCACCUCCUACAGAGAAAUUACUUGUGUUGGGUGGCAAUGGAUUUGUUGGCUCACAUGUUUGCCAAGAAGCUUUGAAUCGUGGUUUGUCUGUCUCUAGCCUUAGCAGGUCAGGGAGGUCAUCUGUACAUGAUUCUUGGGCUAACAGUGUAGUCUGGCAUCAAGGAAACCUUCUUUCAUCUGAUUCAUUAAAGGAUUCAUUGAAUGGAGUGACUGCUGUGAUUUCAUGUGUUGGAGGUUUUGGCUCAAAUUCAUACAUGUACAAAAUCAAUGGGACUGCAAACAUCAACGCAAUUAGAUCUGCUGCAGAACAAGGUGUGAAAAGAUUUGUAUAUAUUUCUGCUGCUGACUUUGGUUUGGUAAAUUAUCUACUUCAAGGAUACUACGAGGGGAAGAGAGCUGCUGAAACAGAGUUAUUGACGAGAUUCCCAUAUGGAGGUGUGAUCCUUAGGCCGGGUUUCAUACAUGGGACUCGCCAAGUUGGGAGCAUGAAGUUACCUCUAGGUGUUAUCGGGGCUCCAUUGGAGAUGAUUCUGCAACAUGCAAAACCACUCGACCGAGUGCCACUUGUUGGGCCACUUUUUAUACCUCCUGUUAAUGUUACUUCAGUGGCCAAAGUUGCUGUGAGAGCUGCGACAGAUCCUGUGUUCCCUCCUGGUAUCAUAGACGUUUAUGGUAUACAACGCUACAGUCAGCAAAAGUGAAUAUAAAUUUUUCAUGUCCUUUUUUUUUUCUUUUUUCUAUCCUUCAGUGUAGAAGAAAGAUUUAAACCCCAUCCCCCAUUUGGCAAAAUAAUGAUGGCAAGAGCCUAAACUCAGAGAAAGUAACACUGUAAGUUUUGGGCAUCUUAUAGAUUGAAUACCAACUUCUCAUUUCAUAUCUUAACAUAUUUGAAACAAUAAGAUCCGAAAACUGUUUAUGCUUUUAA
Molecule: messenger RNA, 1220 nt
Organism: Nelumbo nucifera (sacred lotus)
Lineage: Eukaryota; Viridiplantae; Streptophyta; Magnoliopsida; Proteales; Nelumbonaceae
Product: NAD(P)-binding Rossmann-fold superfamily protein
Cellular component (GO): mitochondrion
Molecular function (GO): protein-containing complex binding
Source: RefSeq, a predicted model, not a curated record